AUGAAUCCACCCAAUCAACCUAUAGUAAGGCUGAAUCUGCAACCUCCAGGAGUUUUCAGACCCGAUCCUCAAGGAAUGUUCGGACCCGAACCUCCAAGAGCUUUUAGACCUCCAGCUCCACGCAAUGAACCCCCAGGAAUGAUGAGAGCCCCAGUUCCACGUGCUAGAAGAAAUGAUGCACCAAUGUUCGCCAGGCCUCCAAGAGUGAGACCAUUACUAGAUGAUGAUUUCUUGAGAGGAGUUCCACCUGUGCCCCGCGUUCCACCUCAACGCCGCAGACGUCCGAGACCAAACGAUCCAAUGUUUCCGUUGCUUCACGGAAUGCCUCAGGGACCUCUUGGAAUCGACAGAAAUGCUUUGCGACGUGCAAGACCCGCUAGACACGGAGAAUUAUUUGCUCCUCCACGUGGAGCGCAGUUACCAGCACACGUUCUGCUUGCUCAAAUAAGAGGUCGUAAUCCAAUGGGACCAGCAUUUGGUGAAAGACUCAUUGUCGAAGGUCGGAGAGUUAAUGAGAGAAGACGUGCUCGUGAAGCAGAACAGGAAGAAGUUGUAGGACCUCAGGAACGUGAGAGACGCGAAGUGCAGCGCCAACUGGAAAACCUUCAUGAUGAGCUUCUGGACCGCAUCGAUGACUUGGAGUUGGAAAACUUUGAUCACGAGUGUGAAAUCGAGGAGAAUGAAAUAAUGAUCGACAGAAUGGACAAUAUCAUGGAUUCGCAGUAUCGAAGACUUGAAGACACUAAUAGAAGACUCGAAAAUGCAAGACAGGAACUUGCCGUUUCUCGACAGGAGACUGAACAUGAACGUCUAUUGAAAGAAGCGCGUACUUUGGAACUGGAGAAACAGAAGGCGUUGACAGAGAAGUACAUGUUGGAGGCUGCCGAGCUACGCAAUCAGUUGGAUGGAUUGGUUCCAUCAACAAGUGGCCCUGUUCGCAAGUCUUUACGACAAGCAGCUCUGAAGAGAGGGUAA
Molecule: messenger RNA, 975 nt
Organism: Caenorhabditis remanei
Lineage: Eukaryota; Metazoa; Nematoda; Chromadorea; Rhabditida; Rhabditidae
Exons: 4
Coding region: 1-975 (324 amino acids)
Source: RefSeq, a predicted model, not a curated record